AUGCCAGCAAUACCAGAAGAGCCGGUCGUGGUAGCAGCCGUCACGGAAUCGAUAACUUUAGAGGUCCCACCAGCAAUACCGGUGGAGCCGAAAUCCGAACGCCCAUCGGUAGCGGAUUCUCCUGUUCCUGCGAAGCGUCCUCCGUCGCCAGAGCAGUUGGAGGCUCUUCAUGCGGCAGCAACAUCCGGCGACUUGAAGCGCGUGCAGACCGUGUUCACAAAAGCGGUACAUCAUGGUGACGUCGAGAGUUUUGCACUCGCCAACGACGCCCCCUCGCGUAUUGGCCAGACUGCUUUGCAUGCAGCAUCAAGCAGGGGAUACCUAGCCAUCGUGCGGUGGUGUACGUGUUUGUUGGUGGAAGACUGUGGCGCUAUGCCUGAUAUCGAAGACAGGGAGAGCGAGACCGCACUGCACAAAGCCGCGCUGAACGGUCAUCUGCACAUUGUGACCUAUCUGCUACCUGACAAGGCCGAUGUACAUGCACAGGACGCUGACGGAUGGACCGCAUUGCAUAACGCGUGCUCGAAGGGAUAUCUUGAUAUUGUACGAUGGUUAUGCGAGAACGGAGGGGCAGCUGUUGAAGUAGAUGGGGUACGAGGGGUCGACACAAGGAGCAAAGGAGGCUGGACGCCUCUUAUGAAUGCCGCUUCCAAGGGGCAUCUUCCAGUCGUACUGUAUCUCCUAACGAAACAGUCAGCGGAUCCAUUCGUGAGGAACAACUGGGGGGAGACUGCAUACGACGUUGCCGCAGCGGUGUUCGAGGUGUGGAUAUGCGAGGUGCUACAAAAGGCGGAAGCCGAACGGUGGCAAAGCCCUACUAUGCCAUAUAAUCCUCUGGCGGUCCAUACUACAGUGCCGCUGGUGCUGUACGAAAGUCAACGACUCGACAUGCGCUUGAAGACGCUCGCGGUAUCUGGCGGGCGGCCCAGAUUCUCUGCCUCCGGUCUCGGCAAACGAGGCAGGCGGGCGCCGUUCGAGCUCCGCUUGCCUGCGCCUGAGCAGACUACUGGAAAGAAGGAGAUUGCGGCGUGGCGCAGCGACGUGCAAUUGCCGUUACGAGAAGACCCAUGGACGUUGCCGCGGCCUGGAUCCUCGAGGGAGGGGACCGAGCGGAGUCAUUUCUGGCUAUCUGAUUGGACAUUAGACGUCACCCACCCCGGUGUCGACGCGGAAGAUGGGUGGCAGUAUGCACAUAGCCUUGAUGAUCCGGAUGAAGAGUGGACAGCGGAACAGCCGCCUCAGUUGGAGCGUCUGCUUAGUGGCAACGGUACAAUGACCGCUGGGCUCGGUAGCAAUAGAUCUCGGAGUAGCAGCGGUGCGAGCUCGAGUUCUGCCCCGCGCCGCGACGCCAAUCCCCAGUCAUGGGCGCGCCGUCGCCGUUGGGUACGAGUCAUGCGCCGCAGGUUGGACAUUCCACCGUUGCCUUUCUUGCAGCCCAACGGCCAGCUGUACCAUGUUGGGCCAGACGGCACGAUGAUUCCCUAUGAGGAGCACGACGACAGUGACUUCGGUGAUGGCGAAGGUCAGGAGCUGAGCGCUAUACCCAGAAGCGUGCUGUCAUCUGCGCAAGACUAUGUGGCGAGAGCACGAUACCUUGCAGGUACUCAACAUGGAGAUACGGAGUCGGUCAAUGGAUUUAAUUCUGCUCUGGAAGCACGGAGAGCUAUUGCUAAGCUGGAACGCGCGACCACAGAGUUGCGCCAGGGCAUUCUCAAUGACUCUGACGUUGAGCGGAAGACGCAGGCCGAGGUGCUCAUGAAUGCAUACAGCCGCGAACUGGAGCGGAGGCGUCUCGCUGCCGGCGCGCAAGGGCUCCUGUUGACAGAAGGUGAGGACGACGAGAUCGAUGAUGAUGACUCGGACGACGAGUUCCACUAUCCGGGCUCGGAACCCGUCCACACUCCGCGAGCACCCUCGAUUCGGUCGUCGACCACAGACUAUUUCGCUCGCUCAGGCUCCCGAGGUCCUACAGAUCUCACUCCCCAUCUUUCGCAAGCACCCGAGUUCCGCGUCCCUACUCACGAAGCACCCCAGAAAGUACUCACGCCGAGGUGGACGCCGCCGACACCCCAUCAAAUUCAUGCACAGUGGGAGAGGGAUGAUUCUGUCAGCGAAUGUCGCGAAUGCAAACGCAGGUUCAACUUCCUGACUCGUCGACAGCAUUGUCGCCGGUGUGGCAAGAUUUUCUGUGAUCGGUGCUCCUCCUGGCGGGCGCUACUCGACCCCUCGGACGUCGUGCACGACCCGUCGUUUCCUGAGACGCCCCAUUCGCCCACAACGCAAAGAGUGUGCCGGGCCUGCUAUGAAGAGGUGACCGCGAGUGUUCCGAAUGGCUUGCAAAGCAGUCGAACGACCUCGAUGGAGCGGAUUGUCAUUGACCAGAGAAGGCUUACCAUCCCCAGUCCCACCAGUGGGCACACAAGCUCGCAGCUGAGUGACCUUGCGGAAUGUCCGGUCUGUAAUUCCAACUUGUCCGACCUAGGGCCGGCUGCGGUGCAAGAAGCCCAUGUCAGAAACUGUCUAGAAGGCGGCAGUGGAGCCGCACCGCAAACGGCCAAAUAUCUAGUCUACAAGCUGCCUGCAGAAAGUGCUCUAAUCGGUGUAGAAUGUGCGAUCUGUCUUGAGGAGUUUGUCAAAGGAUCCACUGUCGCUCGUCUCAGCUGCUUAUGUAGCUUCCACAACGCUUGCUUAUCGUCCUGGCUCCAGAGGGGAAGGAGUUGUCCUGUUCACGCUCGUUAAUGGUGGUUCUGCCUUGUGCUUGCUAUAUCUUGCCGCGGAUUUUGUGCUAUUGUCACACCUAUGGAUACCGAUCAUGUUACACAUGGAUUAACUGGAUAAUCUUCCUAUUCUUC
Molecule: messenger RNA, 2852 nt
Organism: Postia placenta MAD-698-R-SB12
Lineage: Eukaryota; Fungi; Basidiomycota; Agaricomycetes; Polyporales; Adustoporiaceae
Exons: 14
Coding region: 1-2739 (912 amino acids)
Cellular component (GO): nucleus; cytoplasm
Molecular function (GO): metal ion binding; protein binding
Source: RefSeq, a predicted model, not a curated record